UCCUUUGUCGUAGACCUGAGUAAAUCAGCUUAUUGAUGCAUUUCUUAUCAUCAAUCAUGUGAUGAAGAUCUAUAAAUAAAUGCAGUUGUGUUUCUGUAAGCAGUUUGGCUUUGUCGCGUAGAGAUUUAUUUUGUAGCUGAACGGUAUUCAUGCAAUUAUUUAUACCUACAUAUUUGGUAUUUUGUUAAUUUUAUAAGGGUAGUACUAUUUUAAAAGCGAUUGUUGCUAGAAAAUUGAAGUCAGUGAUUGACAUUAGGUUAUCCAUUCAUACACCAUAACUAGCGUUGUUUACUUACUCCGGUCGGGACUGUUUUUCUAUCAAGUGAAAGUUAUUAAGGUUCCAUAGUGGUUUUGUUUGCUUUUAUUUUAUACAUACAGUGAUAAAAAUCGUGUAAGAAAUGGGAGGUUGCUUCUCAUGUGGUGACGCCGAAAGUACUGUGUACGUGCCGAGGUCAACGGUACCAGUACAUCGAUCCUAUCCUGAGUAUUCUAGGACGCCACCCGCAUCCGCGUCUAGAGUGCAGAGAUUCUCAACACCUUAUUCCUACGUCAAGCCAGCUGCCCCUGUCAGACGAGAUAUAUCUGUACCAUAUGGUCGGACGGUAGUCAGUUCCAGGUCUGAAGCCUUAUACGGGGAGUUUAGGUGCAGAUGCGGUAACUUUUGGGUGAGCCUUCUGACCUGGCGUAAUAAAUGUCAACAAUGUAGAAGGUGCAAAAGACAAGUGUAUCCGACAAAUCAGAGAAGCCUUCAACCUUCUGACUACAAAAAAGACAAGGAAGAUGUUGGAGAGCACCCAAUGGAGCUGUGCGAGAUGUGUAAACAGAUGGGAGGACACUGCGGAAAGAAAAAGCAAACUACGACUUUUCGACUGUAGUGUUAUCGUAUGGUAAUCAUCAUUAACACCAAAACAUACUUAUUUAAUUUGAAUUUAUUUUAUUACUUUAAUUAGGCAUAAGGACAAAGCUUAAGAUCGGUAGCUAAACUACAUCGUAAGGGUUAGCGCAGACAAAUGUGGUGUCGAGUGAAGGGAAAAAAUAGUCUAUCAAGAUUUUAAUCAACUUAAUUGAUUAAAGUGGUUGGAUAGCGACCACAUGCAUGCGCGCUGACCCUGACGAGUGUACUUCCAUGUAUUAAUGAAGAAUAUAGUGAUUGAUGUAAUAGUAGGCGGUAAGCUUAAAUUUACAAUGUUUUUUUUAUAUGUAGUUUAAGUUCAACUGCGUUAUGCAAGACUUCUUGGAAUCGCGGCGUUUUAGCCAAAAUUGAUAUCGCACAUUUGUUCGCGAAAUCGAACAAAGACUUGUACUCGUAGUACCAGUGUAAUUACGGCUUGCAUGUGCAAAAAUUAGUUUCCUUCGGCGUUUCGGUGCAUCUCCUAACCUGAGAUGCUUGGUGUGCGGUGAACCCAGGAAAAACUUUACGUUUUGUCGCACGACUACUUUACACAUUUCAUUAUAACUCUCCUAUUGGCUUUUUCGAUGUUAAACUUAUCAAAAAGGUUGGCCCUCUCAACUUUUGAGCUUUGGACAUUUUUUCUGUUAACAACUGAUCCGGACUUUCUAUAAACUUUCUUAAUAACUUCUACUUGCUACUCAAAAUCUUUCAAGAGGGGCUCGGGUAAUGAUUUAAUGAUUGCACUCGUGCGCUAAAUGUUAUAUGCAGACACACCUCUGAAUGGUGUUACACUUGAUAAAUACAGAUUAGCAUAUCCAACAAUAAGCAAUAUUUUCUGCUGAGAACAGAAAUGCACAAAAGUCAUUUAUGGGUUAAAGUUGUAUUGAUUUAUUUUUAUAAUCAUUUUUGAAUGAAUAAUUAAAGAAAAUUGUUAAUGA
Molecule: messenger RNA, 1830 nt
Organism: Helicoverpa zea (corn earworm)
Lineage: Eukaryota; Metazoa; Arthropoda; Insecta; Lepidoptera; Noctuidae
Exons: 5
Coding region: 399-875 (158 amino acids)
Source: RefSeq, a predicted model, not a curated record